AUGAUGAUGACCGCACAAGAAGAGACUAAGGGCCUCUCUAGAGAAUCACUGCCUAGCUGUGAGAUCUGGCUGGGCUCUGGUGAUGGUGCUUAUGUCUGGAACCGGCAGAGCUGUGGUAUAUUUGAGUUUCUGGCACCCUCUUGUGGCUGGCUCCUGCCCUGCGACGGAAAAUGCAGCAUCUCGGGAACCACUGGUUGCCACGAUCCUGUCAAGAUGGACGUAGUUCUCACUCUGAUGGUCAGCUACCGAGCACCCGUGCCAUCGGGAGGCUCACCGCGCUGGUGCUGGCAGGGAUCUGUGGUGAAGAUAAUCUUGGCACUGGUGUUCUCCACGGUCUGCCAAGAGGAAGCUCGGGAUACUAUUGAUCCGAUUGGCAUAGCUGUAAACAAGUUCAGGGUUCUUGCUUGUACAUGUAGGAUCUGGGAAGAGGCUUUUAGUUUUAUCCAGAAAGGUAUUGCAUUGGAGGAAGAGAUUGCGACAGCAGUGAAGUUUUUACAGAAUCCACGAGUCCGCCAAAGUCCUCUUGCAGCCAGAAGAGCAUUUCUGAAGAAGAAAGGCCUGACAGAUGAAGAAGUUGACCUGGCUUUCCAGCAGUCGGGCACAAGCACGGAUGAGCCACAGUCGCUAAGUCCUUCUACACAGCCCGUGCCAACUCAGCCCUCUCACCCUGUGGUGUAUAGUCCACCUGCCUCCAGAUGGCGAGAUUAUGGGGCUUUGGCUAUCAUAAUGGCAGGAAUUGCCUUUGGAUUCCACCAGCUCUACAAGAAAUACCUGCUUCCUCUCAUCAUGGGAGGCAAAGAAGACAGGAAACAACUUCAGAGGAUUGAGUCAAACAUUUCUGAGAUGAGUGGCAGUGUGACACAGACAGUGACUCAGUUACAGACAACUUUAGCAGCUGUCCAGGACCUCUUAAUCCAGCAACAACAGAAAAUCCAGGACCUCACCCAAGAACUGGCUGCUUCUAAGGCCACAACCUCCACCAACUGGAUUCUGGAGUCGCAGAAUAUUAAUGAGUUGAAAUCUGAGAUCUACUCAUUAAAAGGACUUCUCCUGAACCGGAGGCAGUUCCCUCCCUCCCCUUCAGCUCCUAAGAUCCCAUCAUGGCAGAUCCCGGUGAAGCCAAGCUCACCCUCCAACCCUGUUGUUGCCAACCAUAAUAGCAGCAGUGACAUCUCACCUGUCAGCAACGAGUCUACCACCUCAUCACCAGUCAAGGAGAACCACAGCCCUGAGGGCUCCAAGGUCAGCUGCCAUCUGCUGAGCACGGAGGAGGGCAACAAGGCCGUGAUUGACGUCAAGAGCCAAGUGCGAAUGGAGGUGCAGGGUGAGGAGGAGAAAAGGGAAAACCAAAGGAAUGAAGAGGAGGAAGAGGACGAUGAGGAUGAUGAUGUUAGCCAUGUGGAUGAGGAGGAAUGUCUGGGUGUCCAGACAGAGGACCGGCGAGGAGGGGAUGGUCAGAUUAAUGAGCAAGUGGAAAAGCUACGAAGACCUGAAGGGGCCAGCAAUGAGAAUGAGAUUGACUAAGGCAUCCUGGCUUCUGCUGCUGCUGCUGUACAUCUUCCCUAGCCUCCUGCACUGUCCCCAGUGCCUCUCCCAUUUUGUGGAGAGAAGUGCUAUCAUCCCCUCCAGUGAUUCUCCUGUGAUUGACCUUGAGUAGGGUCGUGAUUGCCCAGAAAACAAGGUGGGCCCUGUUUCACCACAGGGCUUCGCAAUGUUGUGGUGGCUUACUCUCCCCUCCCAGACCCACCUCCUCCCCAUGAGCUGGGGUCACUGCCUAGGCUGGAAGACCAAUCGCCUUACCAUGCAACACAGCUACACAAUAAGUCCUCAUACAAAAAUGCCACCUCUCCUGAAAGAGUCAGCCUCUUAGCUGCAUCCUAGAAUCCUUCUGUCUAGUUCCAGAAACCAAUCUGUCCUGAGCUCUUUGAUUUCACAAGCCUUGAAUCCCC
Messenger RNA from Opisthocomus hoazin, 1949 nucleotides. The record is from RefSeq and is a predicted model, not a curated record. Lineage: Eukaryota; Metazoa; Chordata; Aves; Opisthocomiformes; Opisthocomidae.